AUGUCGACCGAAUCUUCGACCUCGAAGGGAAGAGGCAGUCAUAAAUCGCGUGGCGGUCUUGGAAAAUAUCUGCGUGCUCGCGGGAGGGGAAGGGGCUAUGGCCGUCCAGCCGAAUUCUCGAAGCGACUCGUAUUGGAGGAUGAAGAACUGGUUGACCCUCAAGGUGAAGAGGCUGCCGAAAUCGCUGCUGAGAUGGCCAGGAAAUUCUCCAGAAGACAGCUCGGAACCAAUGCGGACCGCUAUGUUGAACCAGAACCAGAGUUGGACGAUGACGGGCAACCGGUGCUGGAGCCUGAAAUCGAUCUUUCUGCCUUUCUCGAGCGACAACGUUUGGAUGAUAUUCCAAGCGAAACUGUCCAAGACGAGCUGGAAGAUGUCGACCACACGCUCGCCCACAUCUCUUCUGGCAGUAAACCUGCAGUUUCACGGAAAGGCAAGGUACAAGAGAUCAAAUGGGAUGAGGAACUAGAGUCUUUGGAGCGCGAGAAAACUUCGGCGGAGGCUAUCUGGGAACUGAAGUCGCGAUUUCGUGCCAAAUCCGAGAAGCUCAAGAAAACCGCUACCAUUUUACCUCGUGCUGACCCAGCGCCUGUUGAAGCACCACCCCUUCCUUUGCCUGAUGGCUCCAUGCCACCACCCAAAGACGAGAAGGAGGAGAUGCAAGAUUUUCUUGAUGACCUCUUGGGAUGA
Molecule: messenger RNA, 690 nt
Organism: Mycena indigotica
Lineage: Eukaryota; Fungi; Basidiomycota; Agaricomycetes; Agaricales; Mycenaceae
Exons: 4
Coding region: 1-690 (229 amino acids)
Source: RefSeq, a predicted model, not a curated record